AUGAGCACGGCCGUAGGACUGGCCGGCGCUCCCCAGCCGCUGCACAGGGGCGAGCCAGCCCCGCAGCUCAAGGGGUUCGACAAGCAUGCUGCGCUCGCGUCGUGGCCCGUCGUGGCGCCGUCGUGCCCCCCCGCGAUGCGCCGGGCCCACUGGGACCCUAAGCAGUUUUCUCUGAUCAAGCAGCUCGGCACCGGGCAGGGCCGAACGGAGGUCUGGCUGGCCCUGGACCGGCCCUCCGAGACCAAGGUGGCGCUGAAGAUUGUCCGGCGGUCGCGGUCCGACAGCGUCGUCACGACGCACAUGGCCCGCGAGGCGGCCAUCCAAACUCGGCUCGACCACCCCAACAUCCUCCGGCUGUACGCGGCCUUCCGCACCGACUCGCACUACUUCCUCGUCCUCGAGGUCGCGGACGGGCAGACGCUGCUCGCGAAGAUCGCGCACCUGCCCUCGUUCGAGCCCCUGCUCGUGAAGAAGGUCAUCAAGCCCCUCUUCACCAGCCUCGACUACGUGCACUCGCGCGGCAUCAUCCACCGCGACCUCAAGCCCGAGAACGUCCUCUUCGGCACCGACGGCAACUUCAAGCUCGCCGACUGGGGCUACGCCAUGGACCUCGCCGCCGAGAGGCCCGUGACGCGCCUGGGGACGCUGGACUUCAUGGCGCCCGAGGUCGUGGCGUGCGGCCGCCGCGACUGCACGAACAUCCAGGACGCCGUCGAGUGCCCCAAGGAGCUGACGAUCCCGCGGGCCGAGCGCGUGCCCUACCGCCCCGCGGCGGACAUCUGGUCGGCCGGCGCGCUCGUCUUCGAGGUGUUCGCGCGGCGCCCGCCCUUCCGCUACACGCGCCAGGACCGCGAGCCCGACAUCCUGCGCCGCGCGCUCGACGGCAGUUACCAUUUCCCGAAUGGUUUCUCGGAGCCUCUCAAGGACUUCCUGGCGCUGUGCCUCCAGGUCGACGCGUCGCGGCGGCCGUCCGCGGCGCAGCUGCUGCAGCACCCGCUGAUCAUGCAGUACGAGCGCCCGCAGCCGAAGCGCGCCGCGGCGCCGCGCGCGGUGCCGUCCUGGGGCCCGGACUCGACAACUUCGUCGCAGCCCGUGUCGCCGGCGCCGGGCGUGCAGCUCACGGGCAAGCACCUGUCGGGCGACAGCGGCUACGACACCAACAUGUCGACGGACCACGGCGACGCGAACCUCGGCGCGACGCAGCACAUGGCGCCCGACGUGGCCAACAACAUGGCGGCGACGCAAGCUGCGAUGGCCGUGCAGCUGCCGUCGCCCACGCCGGCGCCGGCGCCGCGGUUCACCAGCGACGGCCUGUACGCGUCCCCGCACCAGGUCGCCCUGAACCGCCACGCCAGCGUCAACGGCAUCGGCUCGGGCUCGCAGACCAACAUGCAGCGUGUGCGCCUGACCAACCAGGGGCAGGGCCGCUGCUCGGGGAUCCCGGACUCGAUGGCCGGCUCGAUGCACGGCACGCCGAACCGCCUCACGGUCGGCUCGGGCAUCUCGGACUUCCCGUCGAUGGCGGGGGAGUCGAAGCACUCCCCCUGGAUGUCGCGCAAGGCCCCCGCGGCGCUCGACGUGGCGGCGGACCAGGACCUCCGCGCGCGCCGCCGCACGGACAACACCGGCGUCCAUGCGCAGAACGGCCCCGAGGAGCUCCUCUCGAACCAGUCCCAGUCGAUGCGCAUGCUGUCGAACCGACAGCAGUGGCGCGCGACGAGCGGCCCGACGGCGCCCGCGACGCCCACGACGCCCGCGGCGCCCGUCGCGGUGCACGCGCAGGGCAUGGUGCCGCAGGCGCCGCCCGUCGCGUCGAGCGGGCGCUCGCGCGAGGUGGUCAGCAUGAAGGCCGACGCGCACGAGGGGUCGACGCACAUGCUGAACGGGACGUACGGGCUGUCCGUGCUCGACGAGGGCACGGCGGACGGCGCGUCGACGGGCACCGGCCGCUCGAGCGGCACGCGGGCGAAGCAGCGCACCGGCAGCGGUGCUCACGGGCCCAGCACUGGGGUCGACUCGGCCGGGCGCGGGCGGCUCAAGGGCGCGUUCAUGGGAAUCUUCCGCCGCAAGACGCACGACUGCUGA
Pedinophyceae sp. YPF-701 is the source of this 2085-nucleotide messenger RNA. The record is from the annotation of a GenBank genome assembly. NCBI's taxonomy places the organism in Eukaryota, Viridiplantae, Chlorophyta, Pedinophyceae.